Messenger RNA from Carassius gibelio (silver crucian carp), 1526 nucleotides. RefSeq names its product aerolysin-like protein. Bases 277 to 726 code for a protein of 149 amino acids. The transcript is spliced from 4 exons. The record is from RefSeq and is a predicted model, not a curated record. NCBI's taxonomy places the organism in Eukaryota, Metazoa, Chordata, Actinopteri, Cypriniformes, Cyprinidae.
GUGGGUGAGGCUGAGAGUUUUAUGGAUGAUCACCCUCUUAUUGGGCAAUAUGCCAUCAAAUUACAUGUAUAUUUCUGUGGAAGUUUUCCUUCCAGAGAAAAAGCUUUUAUAAAUAAUUUCCUGAUAUCAGUAGGCUACUAUAAAUAGGCUAUGAGUAAAGAAAUCCAGUGUGCUUCAGACUUCAGUCGAAGACAUUUCCAGUCAGCUUCACUUCUUAAUAUACCACAGACUCUGCAUAAACUCCAGACUACAGACAAGGCAUUAUAGACAACUGAGAUGGCAAACCAAGGAAGACAUCUCUGUCCUGAAACUGUGAUUGUGGGUGGGACGGGAGGUGAUGAUUUCUCCUUUAAGUCUGCCUCCUACGUCACCAUUAAGAAGGUCAACGUUACUUACAGUGAGACAGCACUGACCUCAAUCCAGGUGAUUUUCAACUGUGGCCACAUGAUUAAAGUGGGUAACUUAACAGGAUCGCAGAGUCAAGAAAUUAAGUUUGAUGACUAUGACAAAAUUACUUAUGCAAAACUGUGGCCAAAUAUAACUGGUAACAGAUGUGGGGGGUUUGAGUUUGUGGUUGCAAAAAGCAAUGGAGUCACGACAACAUUAUCUGUGAAGUGUAAGCAACUGGGUCAGCCUGUGUGUUUAGAUGUGAAGUCUGGAAAGAUUAAUGGCAUUACAGGCAGAAGUGGAGAUGAAAUCGAUGCUCUGGGCUUCUACUUCAUUUAGUCUACAGCUAUGCAUGCUUACAGGUUGCUGACAGCAUCCAAAAUAUCUGCACAGCAAUCUUAUAAUCAUAUACAUUUAUCAGAUAAUAUACACAUCAGAUUUAAUGACUAAAUGUGAAGUAUCAGAUUUGAAUCAAUCAAUAUUACUUUAAAAAUUUCUACUAUCAAUUAAUAAAUUUCAGGCUCUUGUAUCCAUACUCGGCAAAAAAAUAAAUAUAAAUAAAUUAAAGCUGCAAGCAGCAUUUACCGGGGUUCAAGCAGUUUAGGCCUCUGGGGUGGUCUCGGCCAACCAGGAUGUAUGGAUGACAUUUAAACACAUCCAAAAGACAGACACACACACUGAAAUUAAAUGAUUAAACUAGUUUUUAAGAGUUUAGAUGUCAUUCAGGUUUCACUGUAAUCAUAAUGUGGCAAAAUUGUAAAAACUGAUGUGUCUGUAUGAACAAAAUAGAAAAUGUUGACUAAAUGAGAUUUCAAAUGUUGUAACAGUGGUUUUUUAUUGUUUUGGCAUGAAUUCAUAAAACCUUUCAACAUUACUGUUUAAGUUAGCUGAAUGAGCCCAUUAGUGGUUUUCCGCUUCCAUCUAGUGGUUAUAAAUGGCAAUUUCUCAUGCAUCACUGUGUUAAACCAAUAUAACUGUUGACCUAUCUCCUCUUAAAUUUUGCAUGCUUGUUAAGAAUGAAAUUAUGCAUUAUUUUACACAGUUUUGAUAAUUUGUAGGCUUUCUGUUUGUAUUAAUAGGCCUUUGUGUACACUAUGUAAAGAACAUAUAAUAAAAUUACUGGUUUAUAGUUGUCCAAA